AUGUUGACAGAAGACCAGAUUGACGACGUCAUGUUCGACGCCCGAGGAGGCGAGCUCGAAAGCAUUGAAAAGUUCUUCUCCGCUCAGGACAAGCCCCUUGAGACCCUCAAAGAGGUCAAGGACCAGUACACAGAAUCCACCCCUCUGCACUAUGCCGCUGCCAACGGUCACAUUGACGUUGUCAAGUAUCUGCUUGGUUUGGUUGCAGAGGAUGCCGAAGCCCAGGCCGCUCUCAUUUCCGCCCAGAACGACUCGGGCAACACAGCUCUGCAUUGGGCAGCAUUAAACGGAAACCUGGACAUUGUCAAGCUGCUGUGUGAGGCCAAGGCCGAUCCCUUCGUCAAGAACCAGAGUGGACAAGAUGUGCUUUACGCCGCCGAGAACUUUGACAAGGAGGAUGUCAUUGACUACCUGCUGGAGAACUAUGAUUAUGCACCCAAGGAGGAUGAGAACAUCAAGAUUCGAUAUGAGGAUGAGGCUGACGAGGCUAACGAGACUGACGAGGCUGACGAGGCAAAGGAGGAGACCGCUGAGGAUAAGGAGACUGAGGAGGUUACUGACACCCUCAAGACCACUUCUGUUUAA
Yarrowia lipolytica CLIB122 is the source of this 585-nucleotide messenger RNA. RefSeq lists its product as uncharacterized. NCBI's taxonomy places the organism in Eukaryota, Fungi, Ascomycota, Dipodascomycetes, Dipodascales. Gene Ontology annotation, molecular function: protein binding. The record is from RefSeq and is a predicted model, not a curated record.